Molecule: messenger RNA, 2166 nt
Organism: Austrofundulus limnaeus
Lineage: Eukaryota; Metazoa; Chordata; Actinopteri; Cyprinodontiformes; Rivulidae
Gene: nup62l
Product: nucleoporin 62 like
Exons: 2
Coding region: 340-1947 (535 amino acids)
Biological process (GO): RNA export from nucleus; protein import into nucleus
Cellular component (GO): nuclear pore; nuclear pore central transport channel
Molecular function (GO): phospholipid binding; structural constituent of nuclear pore
Source: RefSeq, a predicted model, not a curated record
UUUUUAACCUGGCAGCCAAAAUUCAGGGCGAAAUUUCAUUGUCGUCAUUUCCUUUAGGUAGCCAAAAUAAUUGCCUGUUUGAGGAAAAUGUUCAGUUCGCCACGUUUUUAAGAACGAUGUGUUCGUAGAUUUUAGUUUCUUUUACGCUGAAAAGUGUCGUACAGAAACUUUUGUUUACCGAUAAAGUGUGGAAAGUCAUCCUAAUUGACUGCGUGUGUCUUUGCUAACGUUAGCUGGACUAGCUCGCCGUCAACACGCGCCAAAAGUCGUAAAGAUUCAGCGAGGAAGUGAGCAUAAUCUGAUAUCUGAGCUGUUGUUUUUUAUUCUUAGAAAAAGAAAAUGAGUGGUGGAUUUAAUUUCGGACAGUCUCCGGGCUUCAACUUUGGAGCUCAGAAGACCACAGCCGCUGCUGCCCCCAGCACGGGCUUCGCUGUAACCAACUCCGCAGCUCCGGGAGGGGGCUUUAGCUUCAACAAUACCACCCAGGCUAAUACCAACCCUACCGGCACUUUCAGCUUUGGCACCCCGGCUAAGACCUCUGCAGGUGGCGCGGGGUUCUCCUUCGGCACCCCCACCACCACCACUUUUGGCUUGGGUACGACUCCUCAAACUACGGCAGCCACAGGGUUGACGCUGGGCACCGCAGCAGCUCCAGCUGCGGGCUCAGGGUUCACUCUGGGUAGCCUGCUGUCCGCACAAACCAGCGCUCCUGCCCCAGUAGGAGGAGGAGGAUUCGCCUUUGGAGCUGCCUCCCAAGCGCAGCCCACACCAGCAGUUGCACCAGCAGCUGCACCAACAGCUGCACCAGCAGCCCCAUCAACAGCGAGCGGCAUGUCGUUUGGAGGAGGGUUUAGCUUUGGGACCAACAAAGUCCAGGUGACCUCAGCUGCAGCUCCCACUGUUGCCCCAGCAGGCGGCUUCAGCUUUGGUACCACAGCAGCCCCCGCUACCGCAGCUCCAACAACCCAGAGCGGGGGGUUCAACUUUGGGGUAAAACCUUCAACCACCCCAGCUCCUCCUCCCGCAUCCACCCAGGCAGCUUCAGUUUCAGGCCCGUCUCUGUUCGCCAUUCCCAUCGUCACCACGACCGCUGCCACCGCCACAACAGGGUUCACGUUUGGUGCAGCUCCAUCCACCGCUGCAGCCACCACAGCAGCCAGUGGAGGUUUAACCUUCACGCUCAAACCUCUGGGAUCAACAGCUACCAGCUCUGCUCCUGCCUCCACCGCCCCGGCUGUGGCAGCGGUCCCUGCAGCUGCCGCCACAGCCUUCACGCUGGGACUCAAGCCUACUGCCACAGUCAGCAGCACGACACCCGCCACGGCCACAACCAUCAGCACCACGGCGGCUCCUCCGGUGAUGACCUACGCCCAGCUGGAGAGCCUCAUCAACAAGUGGAGCCUCGAGCUCGAGGACCAGGAGAGGCACUUCUUGCAGCAGGCCACGCAGGUGAACGCCUGGGACCGCAUGCUGGUGGAGAACGGAGAGAAGAUCACGUCGUUGCACAAGGAGCUGGAGAAGGUGAAGCUGGACCAGAGGAGGCUGAACCAGGAGCUGGACUUCAUCCUGUCCCAGCAGAAGGAGCUGGAGGACCUGCUGUGCCCGCUGGAGGAGUCCGUGAAGGAGCAGAGCGGAACCAUCUACAUGCAGAACGCCGACGARGAGCGAGAGAGAACGUACAAGCUCGCCGAGAACGUCGACGCGCAGCUGAAGAGGAUGUCUCAGGAUCUGAAGGAGAUCAUCGAGCACCUGAACACGUCCAGCGGCCCGGCCGACACCAGUGAUCCACUCCAGCAGAUUUGUAAAAUCCUCAACGCCCACAUGGACUCACUGCAGUGGAUCGAUCAGAACUCGGUUCUCCUGCAGAGAAGAGUGGAGGAAGUGUCCAAACUGUGUGACACCCAGCGCAAGGAGCAGGAAAAAACCUUCCGCUUAACCUUUGACUGAUCUGCAACUGGAGUUAACUUUGCUUAAACAUAAUGCUAGUUUAGUUAUUUUUUUUCUCUCUGUUUGGAUUUACAGUUUUCACAAUUCUUGUUUCUGAUUUUUCUCAGUAUCGUUUGAUUCUUCUGGAUUUCAUGGUUAAUAUUUUCAACUGAAUAUUUUUUAAAGCUAAUUAUAUCUGUAAAUUGUUCUGAGUAGUAUGAAUAAAUAAUUUUUGCAGUA